UAGGAAAAACUCAGUUCAUAAGCGGAAUUAGCGACAAUACGUGUGGAAAUACGAAAGUUUCGAAAUAUUUCAGGGAUGAAUUUUUGACCGCACUGAAAUUUCCGUGAAAUUUCGCGAAACCUCAGCGUGACAGCGCCAUCCUUGCAAAUGGCUGGCGAAGGCGAAAAGUGAGGAUCAUUGGGGGACUUUUUGAUAAAAUUUUCUACCACUGUGAGUAGCUGUGAGUGAGCUGAGAUGGUAUUUAGGCGUAGGAAGUAGGGCAGAAUGCGUAGUGCACUGUAGUUGGUUGCAGAGUGUGCGAAUAGAGGCAGAAAAAGAGCGUUCAAUGGAGGUGCAGGCGACAGAAGAGGCUGCCCUCACGUCAAAUCACACGGAUGGCACGAAGAAAAAGCGCCCCAGGCGGCGGAACAAAUCAAAGGGGGACGAGGCGGCCAGUGAGGCGGCCCCGGAGACCACAAUGGACAUCAUUCGUGCGUCCGCCAGCGUGGAUGAGCUGAGCCAGAAGCUGGAGGAGCGUCUUAACCUAAAACGGAAUGGGAUCUACAAUCAUCGCGAGGCGGUGGACUCCAGUGCCGCGGCGGAGCCCCUGGCGAGCUGCAGUGAUACGCCCGAGGGCGCAGAGGAGGCCCAGGCGGCUGCGCCGCCCGAGGAGAACCAUCGCGAGGAGGAGAGCAGAGUGGCCUGUGAUACCGCGCCCCCGGUGGCCGAGGAGCCCCAGGACCCCGCGCUCCCCACCAUCGAGUACGAGGAGUACAAGUCCGAGCUGCAGAUGCCCGACAUCAUGCGUCUGAUACAGAAGGACCUAUCGGAGCCCUACUCCAUCUACACGUACAGGUACUUUAUCCACAACUGGCCAAAGCUCUGCUUCCUGGCGAUGCACGGCGAUCGCUGUGUGGGCGCCAUCGUGUGCAAGCUCGGCCUCCACCGGCAGACCAUCAAGCGGGGCUACAUUGCGAUGCUGGCCGUGGACAAGGACUAUCGGAAGAUGAAGAUCGGCUCCAGGCUGGUUCAGAAGGCAAUCAUGGCGAUGCUGAACGACAAGGCUGACGAGGUGGUCCUGGAGACGGAGAUCACUAACACGCCGGCGCUUCGUCUGUACGAGAAUCUAGGCUUUGUGCGCGACAAGCGACUCUUUCACUACUAUCUGUCCGGAGUGGACGCUCUGAGGCUGAAGCUGUGGUUCAGAUGAAACCCUUUCGCUGUGCAACGAAGCGAGCCUCAUCCUCUAGUCCAGCGUUGUUAAAGGUUUCCCGCCCCCUUAAUUUCUUGUUCUCCUUUUUCAUUUUUCAAUCCUCCUUUGUCACUUACAUUUCUUUCAUCUAUACUGUCCGUUUUUUGAGAGAAAGUGCGUGUGUAAAUAGAAGAAAAAAAGAUAAGGAACUUGAACUAUAAUGCUAUUUAAAGAAGAUGAUGAAGAAAAAAAAAUCAUGAAGAGGAAGUGAGGUAAGAUGAAAACUUAAGAAGUCUAGUUAUAGAGAAUUUCACGUGAAAGAAAAAAAGAUCAUUUUUCAAACAACUGCCAAAGUUUAUUAAAAACAAAAAGGAGAUCCUCGGCGUAAGAUUUUUAAUUGAGAGGGAUUUUAAGUGAAUUUUGUUGACUUUUUUUCUUUGAACUUAGAUAACGAGGAGGAAGAGCGUAGAUAGACAAAUAUGAAUACAAUUCUUUUUGUAGGAGAACCACUGGGAAGAAUCCCACUUUCGCAAAGUCCCUGUCCUCUGGAGAGAUGGAAAACAUAUUAAAUUAUAUUUAAAAGAGAGAGAAGGAA
Messenger RNA from Phlebotomus argentipes, 1766 nucleotides. RefSeq lists its product as uncharacterized. The record is from RefSeq and is a predicted model, not a curated record. The coding region runs from base 326 to 1189 and encodes 287 amino acids. Gene Ontology annotation, cellular component: NatC complex. NCBI's taxonomy places the organism in Eukaryota, Metazoa, Arthropoda, Insecta, Diptera, Psychodidae. The transcript has 2 exons. Gene Ontology annotation, biological process: N-terminal peptidyl-methionine acetylation. Gene Ontology annotation, molecular function: protein-N-terminal amino-acid acetyltransferase activity.